AUGCGUGUCACUAAAGGUCUUAUAUUGGCUGCUACUCCUUUGGUGCUAGCUGCUCCUACUCCCUCCUUAUUCGGUGAUAUCCUCGCUUUAGAAGCUGGUAUCGCCAAAAUUAUUACUACUGUCGUAAGCACAGUCAAAUCGGAUAUCGAAGUUGCUGUUUCCAAGCUCGACGCUACUCUUCAAACCAAUGCCGCAAAGCACGGUUCUGUCUGGAACUAUGGCAGUAUCUCUUGUCCUGAGGUUGCAUUGUCUAUCCAGCGAUAUCUCCAUGACAUCUCUUGGACCAAAAAGUCGACCAACUACGUCGAUUGGACCACUUACAAGGCCAAUGGUGUUAACUUUGGUGCUUGGUUAGAACAAGAACAAAACUACGAUCCUGACUGGUGGAAUGCUUAUGCACCUGAUGCUAUUGAUGAAUGGGGGUUCUGUGAGACUUUAGGUGAUAAGUGUGGCCCAGUUCUCGAGGCUCGUUAUGCUUCAUGGAUUACCACCGCCGACAUCGACAAGCUCGCUGCUCAAAAUAUCAAUACGCUCCGCAUUCCUACUACAUACGCAGCUUGGAUCAAAUUCCCUGGUUCCAAAUUGUACCAUGGUAAGCAACAAACCUAUCUCCGAAAUAUUGCCCUCUAUGCUAUCCAGAAGUAUGGAAUGCACGUCAUUAUUGGUCUCCACUCUCUUCCUGGAGGAGUUAACUCCUUAGGUAUCGGUGAAGCUUUCGGACAUAGCGGAUGGUACCAAAAUGCCACAAACUUGGAAUACUCCUUCCAGGCCAUUGAUGCUAUUUUGUCUUUCAUCCAAAGCUCUGGUCAACCACAAGGCUUCACCAUUGCACCAAUCAAUGAAGCUUCAGAUAAUUUUAGUGGCUUUGCCACGGCUUCAGGAUUGACUGCUAACGGUACUAACUGGAUUAACACGUACAUCAAUGGUGUCCUGACCCGUAUCGCUAAAGUCAACAAAAAAAUCCCCCUCAUGUUGCAAGACUGCUUCUUGGGAGAAGCUUUCUGGUCUCCAUUCUACGCUGCUGGAACAAAUCUCGUCAUAGAUUCCCACAUCUACUUCUUCGCCGCUGCCGGUAUAUAUUCACAAUAUGUUGCCCCAGCCAUCUGUGGACAAGCGCAAUACACCGCAGGCGAUGGCAAGUUCCCUGUUUUUAUCGGCGAAUGGUCUCUUCAGACUCUUUAUAAUAACACCCUUGCUGGACGUAAGGUUAUACACGAUACUCAAGUCUAUGCUUACCAGAAGCAUGUUUCCGGUAGCGCAUUUUGGAACGUCAAGAUGGUUAACAACACUGCUGCUGUUGAUGGAGAGGGUAUAACUUCUGACUACUGGUCAUGGGAGCUCUUAGUUGAUCAAGGUGUUAUUACACCCACAAUCAACGGGUCUUAUUGUUAA
This is a messenger RNA of Botrytis deweyae, 1392 nucleotides long. RefSeq lists its product as uncharacterized. Gene Ontology annotation, cellular component: extracellular region; cell surface. Gene Ontology annotation, molecular function: glucan exo-1,3-beta-glucosidase activity. The record is from RefSeq and is a predicted model, not a curated record. The transcript has 2 exons. Bases 1 to 1392 code for a protein of 463 amino acids. Lineage: Eukaryota; Fungi; Ascomycota; Leotiomycetes; Helotiales; Sclerotiniaceae. Gene Ontology annotation, biological process: glucan catabolic process.